AUGGCACAACGACAGUCGGGACCGGCGGCGCGGCAACAGAAAUGGAUUGAGACACCGGAGGGCGACCUCUGGUUCGGGCGAUUUGUUGCCUCCGCGCCAGAAGCGGCAGAUGCUCUCCCUGAACAUGGCGCACAGGCCGAGAGUUCCCCGGCGGAGCAUGUGCGAUCCCCAUGCGGAAACGCGCGUUCAGGGAAGGGGAGCCUUUGUGCUGCCUGGCCGCUCUACCGCCUCUGCGUCCAGGAUGAACCGAUUGGGCCCGCGCGGACGCGGUUUGCUUUCUAG
Postia placenta MAD-698-R-SB12 is the source of this 282-nucleotide messenger RNA. RefSeq lists its product as hypothetical. Lineage: Eukaryota; Fungi; Basidiomycota; Agaricomycetes; Polyporales; Adustoporiaceae. The record is from RefSeq and is a predicted model, not a curated record. Bases 1 to 282 code for a protein of 93 amino acids. The transcript is spliced from 2 exons.